AUGCAGAACAAGCUCUUUACCGCUGCAGCCCUUCUCGGCGCUAUGGCAUCAGUACAAGCAUCGCCAGUCACCAAGCAAGUCAAGCGAGACGUCCUCACUGCCCUUCCUCAGGGUGCGGAUGAGAUUGAGCUCAAGUUCCAGCCUUCUCUUGACUUUGACAGUGACGGCUGCUACCAGACGGCUGCCAUUGACCCUGAUGGCAACCUCAACCCUGGACACGGUGCCACGGGUACUCCUCAGGGAGACUGUCGUGACCCUCCCCAGCUGGAAAACAGCAACACCUAUUCUCGCAAGCGUUGUAACAAUGGUAUCUGCGCUAUUAUGUAUGAGACAUACUAUGAGAAGGACCAAAGCGCACUGGGUACCUUUGCUGGUGGUCAUCGCCAUGACUGGGAGAACAUCGUCGUCUUCGCCAAGGACGACACAGUCCUUCGUGUUGCUCCUUCAUGCCAUGGUGGUUACGGCGGCGCCAGCAACGAGUUUCCGAUUGAUGGAACAAGCCCUCUACUCGUCUACCACAAGGAUGGUGCCGGAACACACUGCUACCGUUUCGCCAAUGACGAUGACCGCAACAACCCCGAGAACCCUACUGGCUCAUUCUUCAAGGCUCCUCUUGUCGGAUGGGACAACUGGCCCGAUGUUGGUCUCCGAGACAAGAUGCUUCAGAACUGGAGUGGAGGUGUUGGACCCAAGUUGGAUGAUGAGUUUGGUGACUCGCUCAAGGAUGCUGCUGGUGACGGCGUUGAAGGCUUUGACCCUUACGUUGACGAGUAG
Messenger RNA from Fusarium pseudograminearum CS3096, 774 nucleotides. RefSeq lists its product as uncharacterized. Lineage: Eukaryota; Fungi; Ascomycota; Sordariomycetes; Hypocreales; Nectriaceae. The transcript is spliced from 2 exons. The coding region runs from base 1 to 774 and encodes 257 amino acids. The record is from RefSeq and is a predicted model, not a curated record.